Rhea pennata is the source of this 3221-nucleotide messenger RNA. It is a transcript of the gene STIM2, whose product is annotated as stromal interaction molecule 2. Gene Ontology annotation, molecular function: calcium channel regulator activity; protein binding; calcium ion binding. Bases 139 to 2091 code for a protein of 650 amino acids. Gene Ontology annotation, biological process: activation of store-operated calcium channel activity; store-operated calcium entry; intracellular calcium ion homeostasis. The record is from RefSeq and is a predicted model, not a curated record. Lineage: Eukaryota; Metazoa; Chordata; Aves; Rheiformes; Rheidae. Gene Ontology annotation, cellular component: endoplasmic reticulum; plasma membrane. The transcript is spliced from 12 exons.
GUGGCCGGCGGCAGGAGGGGAGCAAGAGGAGGCGCCGCCGCCGCGGCGGAGAGCGCGGCCGUUGUGGCAGAUCCCUGCAGUUCACUCAGCCCACCGUGCUUUACUGAGGAGGACCGAUUCAGUUUAGAAGCUCUCCGCAUGAUACAUAAGCAGAUGGAUGAUGACAAAGAUGGUGGUAUUGAAGUAGAUGAAAGUGAUGAGUUUCUAAGGGAAGAUAUGCAAUAUAAGGAUGCCUCUAAUAAACAUAGUCAUCUACACAGAGAAGACAAACAUAUCACCAUUGAGGAUCUGUGGAAACGCUGGAAAACCUCUGAAGUUCAUAACUGGACUCAAGAGGAGACUCUUCAGUGGCUGUCAGAAUUUGUUGAAUUGCCCCAAUAUGAAAAGAAUUUUAGAGACAGUAACGUGAAAGGAACAACACUUCCCAGGAUAGCAGUAAAUGAGCAUGCUUUCAUGAUCUCUCACCUGAAAAUAAUUGACCGGAGCCAUAGACAAAAACUUCAACUGAAAGCCUUGGAUGUUGUUCUGUUUGGACCGCUCACACGUCCCCCUCACAACUGGAUGAAGGAUUUUGUAUUAACAGUUUCUAUAGUUAUUGGUUUUGGAGGCUGCUGGUUUGCAUAUACUCAGAACAGAACCUCAAGAGAACAUAUCACAAAAAUGAUGAAGGACUUGGAAAGUCUCCAAACAGCAGAACAAAGUCUUCUUGACUUGCAGGAAAGGCUUGAAAAGGCACAAGAAGAAAAUAGAAAUGUUGCUGUGGAAAAGCAAAAUCUGGAGCGCAAAAUGAUGGAUGAAAUCAAUGAUGCAAAACGGGAAGCUCAUCGACUACGGGAGUUGAGGGAAGGAGCUGAAUGUGAGCUAAGCAGGCUCAAAUAUGCAGAGGAGGAGCUAGUACAGGUUCGAAUGGCUUUAAAAAAAGCUGAGAAGGAGUUUGAGCUGAGAAGUAAUUGGUCUGUUCCUGAAGCUUUGCAGAAAUGGCUUCAGUUAACACAUGAAGUUGAAGUACAGUAUUACAAUAUCAAAAGACAACAUGCAGAAAUGCAAUUAGCAAUUGCCAAAGAUGAGGCAGAAAAGAUAAAAAAGAAGAGAAGCACUGUAUUUGGAACACUGCACGUUGCACACAGCUCCUCUCUGGAUGAAGUGGACCAUAAAAUACUUGAAGCAAAGAAGGCGCUGUCUGAGUUGACGACAUGUUUACGAGAGCGUCUUUAUCGAUGGCAACAGAUUGAAAAGAUUUGUGGUUUUCAAAUAGCGCACAAUUCUGGACUACCAAGCUUGACAUCCUCUCUCUACUCUGAACACAGCUGGGUAGUGAUGCCUCGAGUUUCCAUUCCCCCUUACCCAAUUGCAGGGGGAGUUGAUGACUUAGAUGAAGAUACUCCUCCAAUAGUUUCACAGUUUCAUGGGUCCAUUGUAAAACCUCCUAGCACACUGGCAAGAAGCAGUAGCUUGUGUCGUUCAAGACGCAAUGUUGUGCCAUCAUCUCCACAGUCUCAACAGGCUUUGCACUCCCCUGACCCUGACAUCCUUUCUGUGUCAAGCUGCCCUGCUCUUUAUCGAACUGAAGAGGAGGAAGAAGCCAUUUACUUCUCUGCUGACAAACAAUGGGAAGUACAGGAAACAGGUUCAGAAUGUGACUCCUUCAGUUCAUCUACUGGAAGGAAGCAGUCUCCUCCAUCAAGUCUUGAGAUGUACCAGACACUCUCUCCUCAGAAGGCAUCCCGGGAAGAACUCUCACUGGAGGAAUCGUCUACGGGAGACUCCACUUCUCUAACUGCAGAUAUUUCCAGGGGCUCUCCUGACUGCGUAGGCAUGGCAGAAACUAAGAGCAUGAUCUUUAGUCCUGCAAGCAAAGUGUAUAAUGGAAUACUCGAGAAGUCCUGCAGCAUGAACCAGCUUUCAAGUGGGAUCCCAUUCCCAAAGCCUCGCCACACCUCAUGUUCCUCAGCGAGCAGUGACAGUAAACCCAACCAUGAAGCCUCUUCUGUCCCUAGGAUAAGUAGUAUACCACAGGACCUAUAUCAAAAUGGUGAAAAAAACAAAAAGCCAUCGAAAAUAAAAAGCCUCUUUAAGAAGAAGUGUAAGUGAGGUGGGCAAAAUAAACCUACAGUAAUGUUACAAAAACUAUCUUUUUAAAAUGUUUGGAAUGUAAUUCCAUUUAGGCAUUCCAGACUGGAUGCCCUAAUGGAAUGCUUUGUAGGUCAACUGUAUUGACUCUACUGUCAAAGAUCAUGCCAGCUGUCAAGGAGAAAUCAUUAAAAAGUUCAGACAGUUUACAGUCAUUUCUGCCUAUUUAUUUCUGGGUUUUUAGUUUAUUCAUAAACCUUUUUUUAAGCCACUUUGGACUUCUAAGCUUUAAUGGACUAGUAAGCCUUCCUGGGCUUGCCAAAGUUUCUUGUUUACCAGAGCAUCUUCUUAUCUUUCCAUAGAGCUAGGACAUUUACCUACUGGACUUCAAGAAAAUAAAAAGUAGAACUAAUUGAAUUGCACUACUGUUUUCCAGACUGGAAAGUCUCUCUGCAAGUGAAACUGAAAGACUUACAAGUGACUGAGAAGAUGGAUCUUUUCACUUUUAGAUCUUUUGGCAUUUUUAAGUAGAACCUGUAAUUUCUAAUUGACUUGAUUUCUGGAAAUGGAAAUGCCACGCUUUUAUUAUGGGAAGCUUUAGAAGCAUUUAUUAUUAGAAUGGGUCAAGUCCUGCUGUAAAGAUCAUUUUUUCCCAGGACUUUCACUGUGAUUUUACUUCACUGCAGGCUGUAUGAUAAAAUAUAUAGAUAAUUUAACAAGAGAAGAGGCUCUUGAUUCCUUAUGCAAGUGAUGGAUAUGAAACUUGACUGAGGACUGAAAAUAUUCACUCUCUUAAAUGAAGGGGGGGGUAGUAGCUUUUGUUUACAGACUGACAGACAAUGGACAAUUGGUUUGUAAAAGUUUGUACUGUGGUAAAGAUAAUAAAUUGGAAACAUUAUUGUGCUUGGGAAUGUUCCAAUUUUAGCUAAUGCUUGUUUCAGACAUGUUUCAGAGAUCCUGUUUGUUGAAAGCUGUUGUAGGCUACAUUGCUUAUGCUUACUGCUGUGUGUAAGUUAUUGUUAUAUUUUUUGGAUUAGCUAUUAAUGUCUUAAUGUCCUCCUUUUGUAAGAUUUCAUACACUUUAUUUUUGUAUAGUUUGAAAAUUUAGCUGUCAGACAUGUCUGAAGUAAAUGGUAUAAUUUUAUAAUGCA